UCAACGUUAUUGCUUUCUUCAAUUAUUUAUUUUAAAGUUUUUUCUUUGAUUUUCGUUGUUUAAUUACUUUUCCCACCAUGAGUUUUACUUUUCGGACCUCAUCGGAAGUAUCGGGUGGUACAGCAGCCUCCACAGAUUCCGAGUCAAGAAAUAGGAGCUCGUCUGUCUCGAUUUAUUACCAACCAAUGAUAAGGAAAAAGAAUGAGGAAAAUUCAGGACCAAAGGCCGUCAGCAAAAAGUCGCCCAAGAAAGAGGUAACAUCUUCAAAGAAAGCUACCAAAGUGGCUAAAACUUCUGGGAAAAGUCCGCGGAAAAUGUGGCAAGCUCGAGACACAUUUAAUACAAUCCCGAAGUGGGAAAAGUCCAGGGCAUCCUCUAGAGAACCAUCACGGAGAUGGAGCCAAAAAUUCUCUUUCCGUGAUCGUCUCUCUAGGAGUUCUCUCUUCGACUCUCCUUCGGAUCAGACGAGCUUGAUGACUAUGGCGUCGCAAGCAUCGAUUUUAUCUAGAGUAUCCACAAUUUCGCGUAGAUCAAGAUCGCCGAGAAAGAGAAGCAAUCAGCCAUCAUUAAAUAAGCCAGGAUUUUGGGGUCGCCAUCGCAUACAUCUUCUUAAAGCUGUGAAGCCAAAGGUCGAAGAAGUAGUAGAUAAAGUACUUGAUAAAAGUCCAGAUACAUCAGAAACGGAAAGGAUACAAAUAAAAUACAUCAAAUCAAGUGAUACAACUUCAAUACGAAUAAACACCAUAUCGGAUUCUGAUUCAAAGAGAGUCUUAACUAGUCUCAUAUCAGAUUAUGAAUCCGACAGAGAGUCUUCGGCGUCUGAACUAGACAUUCGAGUUGAGAAACAGGAAGACCGUGAACAAGUUAAAAGAAUUAAUUUUCUGAAUUUAUUUGGUCGCCUACCCGAUAUAAACAUGAUUUCGCCGACAUCAAGUAAGGAUAUUGUAGAUAUACCCGAGGAAGAAAAAAUAGUUGUAGCAGCCGUGGAUAAAAGGACCUAUAGACCAAGUAAAUCGGAAACUUCAAUGGACUUUGAAAAGGAAAAUGAGAACACUGAAAAUUUAUAUACACAAACAGUAACUUCAGAGAUCAGUUCCGAAGCUGCGGUCGAAAUCGAUGACGAAAUCGAAUCGGAGGAAGCGCCAGACGAAGCUGAAGUCGAGGACAUUCGUGAAUUUUUAUUAAGUAUCCGACCCAGGGCCACGAUUUUUGAUCAAAUUAUUUCGGGAAGGGAUUCUGAACUCCAUUUGGCCAACAAGAAUAUGGUUAAGCAAUUCCUUGCGGGUUUAAUGAACGAUGUGGUGCAGUAUGCUGAAAAUACUUCAGUUCGAAUGGGGCGAUUGUUGGACAAGGAGAAAAUGCUGGAGGAGCUGCAUCAACUGUCCGACGACUACCAAUACGAAAUGCAUCGCAAUCAGGCCCUGGAGAAGAUCACCACGGAGUACUAUGUUUGGCGCAAAGAGAUUGCCUCUGUGAGCAAACCGAAGCAUAUCGAUGUAAUCAAUAGCGAAAGGUUUAUGUCGGCUCUGGUGGAAUUGGAUGAUCGAUUGUACCAAAAGCAGAACAUUAAGAAGACGAGUUCCAAGCAAAUCUGUGAUUUAAAGGAGCAGCUGUCAGUUGCCCGCAACCAGGAUGCUCAGAAAAUAAGGCAUUUGGAAGAGAAAAUCAGGGAAUCUCUUUGCAAGGAAGGCUGGGAUCACUUAAACAUCGUCGUCGACGAAAUUCUCCAAAAUAUGAGCAAUGUUCGUGACGAUAUAUCCCAUUUGCGAGAGGAAUUGUUCUCCGUUCAGCACCGAUUGCAGGCCAUCAAAAAUAAAUCACAAAAAAUGGAAAAUCUGGGCAAUGGUCUGCACGUUAAUGAAUAUAUUUCCAAUCAAGCCCACAAUCAAUCGCUGGGAAUAAAGGUUGGAGAGAAAGACUUGGAGCUGAGGCGACUGCGUGAUCGCACGACUUACGCCAUUCAUGCGAUGACCCAUUGGACGAACAAGAAAAUGAUGAACGAGGAGCUGCUGGAGAACAUGAAGUCCAAGCUGCAAACGCAGGAGGAGCGGAAGAAGGACCUCAGGGAUCGCCUUCAUGUUGAAAUGGUGCGGCACAAGGAACUGAAAAGACAGGAUAAAAAACUGAGAACUGCCGGCUGUCUGAUGCACUAUCCGGACAUGUUGCGCGAUUACGAUGCCACCGUGAAGUUUCUGAAAACCAAGCGAAAGGUGGUAAGACAGCUCCGUUUGGAACACAAACGCCUGGAACAGAGGAAUUUGGAGAUGGAUAACAAUAUCCGCUUAACUUCGGUACUCAGGACUAAACUGAGCUUUGUCUCAGGCUCGUUUGGACCGAACAGCAAGAAGUUUGUCUGAGUGCGAAGUUAAGCUUUUGAAUAUCAGAAAGUUAAAAAAAAGUUUUUAUAUA
Molecule: messenger RNA, 2409 nt
Organism: Drosophila rhopaloa
Lineage: Eukaryota; Metazoa; Arthropoda; Insecta; Diptera; Drosophilidae
Exons: 3
Coding region: 78-2357 (759 amino acids)
Source: RefSeq, a predicted model, not a curated record